AGCUCUACCGCUUUGUUUGUAGGCUUUUGUUUUCUGUGGUCCAGAUGCUUUCUUGUACUUACGUUUCCUUUGCUCUUCGUCUCUUUUGAGGGCUCUUGUUUUUCCUGUUUAAGUUGUGAGUAUGUAGCUAGGUUAGACCAGUUGACGACAAUUUGAAAUCUCCGUUCUUGUAGAUUAGACUGGUUAAAAAAGAUCGUCUUGUUGUAAAAGCUAAUUAAAAACAGAUGUUGAUUUGGCUUUUUGGAUGAUUUUUUUCAAGGAAAUAAUUUUAUCAAUGGAUGGGAUGGACUUAUCACCCAAGUCAGCCCAGAAGUUGUUUGAAGGAGAUGGAGGAGCAUAUUACAUUUGGUCGAGUUCAGAUGUUCCAGUGCUUGGUGAGGCCAAGGUUGGUGCAGGCAAGCUUGUUCUUCAACCUCAUGGCUUCGCUCUUCCUCACCAUGCAGAUUCCUCCAAACUGGGAUAUGUUCUUCAAGGUAAUGAUGGAUUAGUAGGAAUGGUCUUCCCUAACACAUCAGAGGAGGUGGUGGUUAGGGUUAAGAAAGGAGAUGUGAUACCAUUACCAGUUGGAACAAUCUCAUGGUGGUUCAACAAUGUUGAUCACUCUGAGGAGCUUGUUGUUGUUUUCAUGGGUGAAACUGCCGGAGCCCACGUUCCCGGUCAAUUUUCGUACUUUUUUAUUGCCGGAACCCUAAGUAUACUUGCAGGUUUCUCAACAGAAUUUGUCAGCAAGUCCUUCAACAUCACCGAGGAUGAAGCUGAUGGCAUCACCAAAAGCCAGACUGGGGCUUUGAUCAUCAAGCUAGGUCAAGAUGAAAAAGCCAAAAUGCCCCUCCCCAAUCUAAAACUCACCGACAAAUUUGUUCACAACAUCAGUACUAGUAGUACAACUACAUUAACUGAAAAGGAAUUUCCUUUUCUUAAACAAGCUGGGUUAAGUGUUAACCUCACAAAACUUGAGGCCAACGCAAUCAGCUCUCCAAUUUACACAGCCGAUUCCAUAGUCCAAGUGAUUUAUAUUGCUCGAGGGAGUGGCCGGAUACAGAUCGUGGGUGUUAACGGUCAACGUUUGUUGGACGCGGAGGUAACUGCUGGGCAGCUGCUUGUGGUACCAACGUUCUUCAUGGUUGCUAAACUUGCAGGACAUACUGGGCUGGAGUGUUUCACUCUCAUGACUAGUUCUCAGCCUGUCGUGGAAGACUUAGCUGGAAAGACAUCAACAUUGGGAGCAUUAUCACCGGAGGUGCUGCGAAUAUCCCUUAAUAUAACUCCAGAGCUAGAAAAACUUCUCAAGUCCAAGAUUCGAAAGGUCCGAUCAUGAUCAACAACCGAAUUAAUUAUUCCAAAUCAAUGCAUCGUGAUUAAUGUGGUAGUUAAAGUCCGCCGAAAAUCUUUUAUGUAAUCUUGUCUGUUAUGUUAAAAACCAGAAAAAUAAGUCACAAGACGUAAAGGUCUUUCUGGAUAUCAUUGUAUUUUUAUGCGCUUUGUGUAAUAAAAGGCCAAAAAAAAUUCGUGGUCCAUGUGGUGACACGGCAUUUUCAAUGUGA
This is a messenger RNA of Malus domestica (apple), 1544 nucleotides long. Its product is annotated as cocosin 1-like. The record is from RefSeq and is a predicted model, not a curated record. Gene Ontology annotation, molecular function: nutrient reservoir activity. Lineage: Eukaryota; Viridiplantae; Streptophyta; Magnoliopsida; Rosales; Rosaceae.